Messenger RNA from Corticium candelabrum, 937 nucleotides. RefSeq lists its product as uncharacterized. The transcript is spliced from 3 exons. The record is from RefSeq and is a predicted model, not a curated record. Bases 69 to 821 code for a protein of 250 amino acids. NCBI's taxonomy places the organism in Eukaryota, Metazoa, Porifera, Homoscleromorpha, Homosclerophorida, Plakinidae.
UAUUAUUACUAACGGAAGUCCUAGAACAAAAGCUAUUGAGUUAGCUACGGUAAGAGUGUAAACUAAGAAUGGACAGAGUGGUAUUUUGGAUCUUAUCAGCGGUCAUACCGCCGGUCUUGGGUCUCUAUCACCUCUAUUCUUGUUCUGAUUCGCGAAGGCGUUACUUGGCACUCUGUCCUAUCUUUUUGGUUUCCACUGCAGCUGUAUGUAACAAUCUUUAUCAUUUCACUUUCAACCAUGAAGACUACAAUCAAGAGUGGCCAGCGAAGUUUGCUUCCGCACACAAUGCUUGCUUGGGAGUCAUACUAACAUGGGCAAUGACUGUAAGAUGGUCACUACCAUGCCAUGCUCUCAGGAAAUGCAGGUUAUACGUUCUGAUGGCAUGGGCAAUUAUUAAACAUCUGUCACUCCUACCUCAGCGCAAGUUCGAUUAUGCGUUCAGAAUUACGAUUUGGGUUAUCGUUCUUGUCGUGGCACUUGUCUCUGGAGUCUGGAUAUACCUAAAUUUAUCACCAGCUUUAGGAGAAGAACUACUUUCUUGCAGUUGGUGGGACAUUUUCCAUAUUGUUGUUGUUGCGUCUUUGCUCUGGUUUGAACUCGAGAUAACUGAAAAUGGUGACAUGAUUCUAAAUGUCAUACAUGCGUAUACUGCUGGUGGUCUUCUCUGUUUGGUCGUUGGUUACAUGCUACCUCAAAUCUAUCGGUUUUUUCAGUGUAUCAAGGUUGUGCUGUUCUCAAUUGCUGCACUGAAGCAAAUAGAUGUACUGACAAUUGAACUCAGUCAGUUUGAGUUAGACAAAGUUGUAACAACGUCAUCGUAACUCAUUUAGCAUUGCUAUUAUACUUGUUGCAUUCUAAAACCUCGAUCUAUGUACACUUUAGCUAUACAAAAAUUUGAACAUUUGUUUUCCAAGUGCUAGCACAAAUGAUAUAACUA